AUGGCUCGCUUACACUGGGCUCUCACUUGCGCCCUGGCCCUGCUCAUCGCCCCCGGGGCCCUGGGCGCGUCCCUGAAGGCCGGCGGCCUGACAACCUCUGACCGCCGCGCCCUGGGCGAGCAGGCCGCCAACGCGCCGCCCGUCCUGCGGAUGGGCGACAUGACCCUGGUCGGCGGCCGCGUCCCCACCAUCAAUGUGGGCGGCCAAUCAAGCGUGUACGGCAACCUCAACAGCCGCCACAACGGUGGCAUCACCCUCAGCGGCGGCGCUCUGGGCCCCUUCCAGAACGAGGGCGGCAAUGUGUACAUCGACCAGUGGAGCAGGCGCCGCAUGGCUGAGCAGGCCGCCGCAGCCGCUGAUGCCAACAUCAUGGCCAUCGGCGGCCGCACGGCUGGCUUUGCCCCCUCUGAUCGUGCCCCCAUCACCAACUUUGGCGGCAUGACCACCUUCACCAGCGCCGGCGUGGGUUUCAACGGCGGCCUGACCACCAGCUUUGACAACUUUGGCAACCCCGUGACCAACGAGGGCGGCCGUGGCCAGAUCUUCCGCCGCCUGGGCGAGCAGGCCGCCGCCUCUGCCGCCGCCAACAUCAUGGCUAUCGGCGGCCGCACGGCUGGCUUUGCCCCCUCUGACCGCGCCCCCAUCACCAAUUUUGGCGGAAUGACCACCUUCACCAACGCCGGCGUGGGCUUCAACGGCGGCCUGACCACCAGCUUUGACAACUUUGGCAACCCCGUCGCCAACGAGGGCGGCCGUGGCCAGAUCUUCCGCCGCCUGGGCGAGCAGGCCGCUGCCGCCACCAUCAACGCUCAGGGUGGCAGCACUUUCAUCGGUGGCGCCAACCCCACCAUGGUCUCCGCGAGCCCUCCCGCCAACGCUGGGGCGGCCAUGAACCAGGCCAUGGCCGCUUUUGCGCAGGCGCAGCAGUGGGCGCAGCAGGCCGCAGGCGGCAGCAGCGAGCAGCAGCAGUGGGCGAAGCAGAUGAUGGACGCAACGCCGCAGAUGCAGCAGUGGCAGCAGGCGCAGCAGCAGCGGCAGACGGCUGUCGCUGCUUCGGCGGCCGUCAAGCCCGGCGACAAGGGGAGCGAGCAGGGCGCGCCCAAGGGGUCUCCUGCUCCCAAGGGGUCUCCUGCGCCGGCGCACCACCCGUGA
Messenger RNA from Monoraphidium neglectum, 1152 nucleotides. RefSeq lists its product as hypothetical. The record is from RefSeq and is a predicted model, not a curated record. The transcript has 2 exons. Bases 1 to 1152 code for a protein of 383 amino acids. NCBI's taxonomy places the organism in Eukaryota, Viridiplantae, Chlorophyta, Chlorophyceae, Sphaeropleales, Selenastraceae.